Messenger RNA from Colletotrichum spaethianum, 915 nucleotides. RefSeq names its product ribonuclease Z 1. Gene Ontology annotation, molecular function: ribonuclease T2 activity; RNA binding. NCBI's taxonomy places the organism in Eukaryota, Fungi, Ascomycota, Sordariomycetes, Glomerellales, Glomerellaceae. Gene Ontology annotation, biological process: RNA catabolic process. The record is from RefSeq and is a predicted model, not a curated record. The transcript is spliced from 3 exons. Bases 1 to 915 code for a protein of 304 amino acids. Gene Ontology annotation, cellular component: extracellular region.
AUGGCGCCCUCUCUUCGCGCGCUCCUGACUCGCCUCACAGCCAUCUUGCCAACAUCCCAAACGCCUUUCACCAGCAGCGCCUCCAGCUCUCCAUCCCUCAGCGGCGCCAAUGGCAACAACAUCGCAGUAACCCCCUACGAGCCUCUCUCUGGCGCCCCUUCGUGCCCCAUCAAUGGCCCGACGAGCUGCCGCGACUCCAGCCCUGUCGAGGGCUCCUGCUGCUUCGUCUACCCUUCCGGCCGCAUUCUCCUCACCCAGUUCUGGGAUGAUACGGUGCACGCUGGCGGGGCAGAGGAGGAUUGGACUGUUCAUGGGCUAUGGCCCGACCUUUGCGACGGGAGCUACAAGUCGUACUGCGGCAUGACGCCGCACUUCAACAACAUCUCCGACAUUCUCAAGCAAUACGGUCAGAGCGACCUCCUGGCCUCGAUGGAGAGAUACUGGGUCGCCGCAUACGGCACAAACAACCACCUCUGGGCCCACGAGUACAACAAACACGCAAGCUGCAUAAACACCCUGUCGACGUCCUGCUACGCCGAUGCCUACGCGGCGGGCAUCGAGGUCGUUGACUACUUCACCCGCGCCUUUUCCCUCUUCCGUCAGCUCGAUACCUUCACCGCCCUCGAGCGCGCCGGCAUCACGCCCUCGCACUCGAAGCGCUACCCGCUCGCUGACGUCACGAAGGCGCUCGAGGACCUGAGCGGUGGCCGUGUCGUGCUGCGGUGCCAGGGGAGGGGCCAUGAUGUGCUCCACGAGGCAUGGUACAGCUACUUUCUCCAGGGGAGCUUGCAGACGGGGCAGUUUGUUCCUGCCGCCGGCCUCGGAAAGCACGGGGACGCGAACAACUGCGCUUCGGAGGUGAGGUAUCCGCCCAAGAAGUGCAAGGGCAACUGCCCCAACUCGCAGGAGCUCUGA